AUGCUAGCUCGCAAGAAAAUUCCAUGGGCGAUCACUAUUCUCUUGCUGGGAUCAUUGGGAUCUCUUUUUGUCCUUCCUACCGCAGGCUUUGGCUCCAUGAGCACCAUAGCUUCCAUCUCGGCCCGCCCUCCAUCCGUCCAGCCAGGUUCUUUCUCUGUGUGCGUUCUAGAAUCGAAACUCUUGACACCAACUUGUAUGGGCACGGACAUAGCAGAAGUGGAGCUGAAAGACAAGAAGCUCUUCGCCAUCUCUGGUGGAGACAACUUUGCUUGCGGCCUAGAGUAUGGCUCUCGCUUUCCAGUUUGCUGGGGCGAUCUCCAACUCCCAGCUCGUCUGCUAAACGUGAGCUACACGAGCAUAAGCUGCGGUUCCAGCCACUGCUGCGCGAUCCGGAGCAGCGACAGUAGAGCCGACUGCUGGGGAAACAACGGCAGCCCUCCAGGGGAGAACUUCUUGUCGGUGUCAUCGGGAAAGAAUUUCUCUUGUGGUCUCACCCAAGAUGGCGCACUGCACUGCUGGGGCGGAGUUCCAGAGAGCAUUCAAGAGGCAAAGAACGAGAGAUUCGCUUCAGUGUUCGUGGGAGGACGAUCGGUUUGUGGGCUUGCGAGCUCCACAAUGGAUGCUCUUUGCUGGGACGAAGACCAUCAUGGGCGAUCUUCUCUCGUCCCUCCUGGCUUGAAGUUCUCGUUUCUCGCUGGAGGCCUCUCGCAUACGUGUGGGAUUCGAGCGGACAAUCACCAGGUGAUGUGCUGGGGGGAUGAUCACUUGCGGCAGCUCCAGGUUCCAAAGUCCGCCACCUUUUCCUCCAUCUCGGCUGGGAACUUCCACACUUGCGGGGUGACGCGGGACGAUCCCGCAAAGCUGCUGUGUUGGGGAAACAACGUGGCCGAGUUUGAGAUCGUCAACUUAAAUGCAAGCCAGGCCUUGUGCAUGGGCGAGUGCGGCAAGAACCAGUUCCAGAUGAACAAGACCUCGUCGCAGUGCCCGUCUCUGUCCGACAAGGUGUGCUUGGAUUGUUCCAUCUGCGUCGGGGGCAACGUCGAGACUUCUCCGUGCGGUGUGAACUCCGAUCGACAGUGUGGCAGCGUCAAGAUUGGCAGUGGCCGCGACGCCAAGAGGCAGGGUGGCAAGAGUGUCUUCGUCGUGGUCUUGUAUGUCUCGGCGACGCUCUCGCUUGCUCUCAUCUUCAUGGGAGCUGUGUGGAGCUACCUCUGCCGGAUCAGGAGAAGGAAGGGCAAGCUACGGGUCUUGUCCACCAGGAACAACGAGCAUUUUGGCAAUGGAGUUGUUUCUAUCUCCGCGGAAGAACUCAAGUUGGCGACAAAGAACUACAGCGAGGAGAUGAUCCUGGGGAGAGGUGCUUUCGGAACGGUGUACAAGGGAGUGCUUGAGAAUGGCUACCAAGUCGCGAUCAAGCGAGGCAAGGCUUGCGAGAGGUGUGAUGCGAUGUUUGACAAGGAGCUGGAACUUCUCGCUAGAACUCACCACUCUUGCCUGGUAAACUUGUUUGGAUACUGCAAAGAAGAGAAUGUCCUCGUCUUCGAGUUCAUGUCUCGAGGAACUGUCCAUGACAACAUAUUCCAAUCGCCAACUUCUAGUUCCGGCCCUCUGGAAUGGGUGAGCCGGAUAAGAAUUGCGGCACAGGCUGCCCGGGGCCUCGAGUAUCUCCACAAGUAUGCAUCGCCCAGCAUCAUCCACAGGGACAUAAAGUCGGCCAAUAUUCUCAUCGACUUUGACUGGAACGCACACAUCUCCGACUUUGGGAUCUCGCUUUGCGGGCCUCAGGACAAUGCAACGCACCUGAGCAACAUGACAAUAGUUGGAACUCCCGGCUACUUGGAUCCCGAGUAUGGGACCUCUUCGCAGCUCACGAUCAAGAGCGACGUCUAUAGCUUUGGAGUGGUUCUUCUCGAGUUGCUAUCCGGUCGUAAGCCGGUUGAUCUAUCGAGACAGAUCCAGAACCUGGUGGCUUGGGUGAUCGAUCUGGUGGGACGUGACGAGUGGAGCUCGGUGUUGGAUCCAAGGUUGGCAGUGCCUUUGCAACCCGAGCCACUGUUCCGGGUGCUAAAGCUGGCGCUCGAGUGUACAAGGCUCAAAGGCAAGCAGAGGCCAUCCAUGACUCAAGUCGCCAAAACUCUAGAGGAAGUAUUGGAAGCGAUUGCUUCUUCUCCUCCUCCUGGUGGUGGUGAUACUUCUCCUCUUUCUUCCACUGUCGAUGCCAAAAGCCUUAAGGAGAUUUUUGAAGCGAUGGUUGUCAAUCCUGGCUCUGGUACUGUGACUUUCUUUCCCCCUUUUUUUGGAGAAUUGACAUUGAUUUCUGCAGUUUCUGUGAAAAUUGGCUAA
Messenger RNA from Selaginella moellendorffii, 2343 nucleotides. Its product is annotated as serine/threonine-protein kinase-like protein CR4. Gene Ontology annotation, molecular function: ATP binding; protein kinase activity. The transcript has 2 exons. The record is from RefSeq and is a predicted model, not a curated record. Lineage: Eukaryota; Viridiplantae; Streptophyta; Lycopodiopsida; Selaginellales; Selaginellaceae. Gene Ontology annotation, biological process: protein phosphorylation. Bases 1 to 2343 code for a protein of 780 amino acids.